AUGGACAGGGAAAAAGUGAAGAUUCUUGGCUCUGGAGUAAGCCCAUUUGAAUGGAGAAUUAUUUGGGCAUUGAAAAUGAAAGGCAUUGAGUUUGAAUUCAUAAAAGAAGAUACAUUUAAGAAGAGCUCAUUGCUCUUAGAGAGUAAUCCAGUUCACAAGAUGAUUCCAGUGUUCAUUCAUCGUGAAAAAGCCAUAUCUGACUCCCUUAUCAUUCUUGAGUAUAUUGAUGAGACAUGGAUACAGAACCCGAUUAUGUCGAAAGAUCCUCACGAGAGAGCAUACACACGGUUUUGGGCAAAAUUUUCAGAAGAUCAACUAGUAGAGCCAUCAAGAAUAGCAUUCAGUUAUGGCGGAGGAGCAAGCAAAAGCCGUUAA
Fraxinus pennsylvanica is the source of this 375-nucleotide messenger RNA. The record is from the annotation of a GenBank genome assembly. Lineage: Eukaryota; Viridiplantae; Streptophyta; Magnoliopsida; Lamiales; Oleaceae.